AGACCGUCACAUGACGCUGCGCCUGGCUACUGUCAUACUGGUAUAAAUCCACCUCUGUAUAUUUAGUCAGUCCCUUUCUCCACGCAAAGCAGCCGUGUCUCCAAGUCCAGGCUACAAAGUAGCUUCGACUUCUUCUUCAGUCAUGGCUGACCAGGCUUUUGUGACGUUGGCUACCAAUGACAGCUAUGCUCGUGGAGCCAUGGUUUUGGGCAAGUCCCUGCGCAACCACAAUACUUCCAGAAAACUAGUGGCACUCAUUGGUCCACAAGUGUCAGAACCCUGCCAGUCCGUGCUGAAGAGGAUCUACGAUGAGGUGAGGAUGGUGGACGUGCUGGACAGUGGUGACACGGCACACCUGGCCAUGAUGAAGAGGCCUGACCUGGGCGUUACCUUCACCAAACUCCACUGCUGGACCCUCACACAUUACUCCAAAUGUGUUUUCAUGGAUGCAGACACACUGGUGCUUUCAAAUAUAGAUGAGCUGUUUGACAGAGAAGAAUUGUCAGCUGCUCCCGACCCUGGCUGGCCUGACUGCUUCAACUCUGGUGUGUUUGUUUUUUGUCCUUCGAUGGAGACUUAUGGCAAACUGCUUCAGUAUUGUACAGAACAUGGCAGCUUUGACGGAGGAGACCAAGGUGUUUUGAAUGGUUUCUUCAGCAACUGGGCAACAGCUGACAUAUCAAAACACCUCCCCUUCAUCUACAACCUCAGCAGCAUAGCCAUCUAUACUUACCUUCCAGCAUUCAAGCAAUAUGGUGGCAAUGCCAAGGUGGUCCAUUUCCUAGGGAAGACCAAGCCAUGGAGUUACACAUUUGACCCCAAAGCCAAACGGAUCACAGGGAGUACACAUGAGGCCACUGCACAUCCCACCUUCCUCCUGGACUGGUGGAGCCUUUUCUCCAGUGCCGUGGUGCCCAUGCUACAGGAGCAAUAUGGAGACCAGCCUUUUCACUCCGGAUGUGUGGAGUUCCAGUACAGUGACAUGAUAACUUAUGAGAGUGAACAGGGUGAAAGCUUCCCCUCACAUGCACAAGCACUCCAACCCCAGCUGUCCUCAGAAGAACGGAAGGAGAAAUGGGAGCAAGGUCAGGCAGACUACAUGGGAAUGGACUCGUUUGACAAUAUCAAGAGAAAGCUUGAUACUUUUCUCAAAUAAAGAAGGAAUGAAGCGGGAUAACAACAGAGCACUUGCAGUUUAACAAUCUCACCACAGGUCUUUUGAGAAAAUACAGUAAAACAAGUUGUAUUUUUCCUUCCUACCUGUUUGAGUCUCUCCCUCCACCAGCAAUACCCUCUCCAUACUCCAAAGACAGUGCCAUUUAAAUAGGAAAUUAAAAGUUCAAUAUUAUGAAUGGCUUUAAUUGUCUAUACAAGACUGUCAUUAUUCAGUUUACCCUACCACAGGUAUCUGUUCUGUUACACUGUGAAGAAAGUCUGAAAAUUUUAUUAGAACAUAAAUUAAAUUUUUUGAAGUUACUUGCAUUAAAAGUUUGCAUUUUUUCAUGUCAGUGCUCUUUUUUUGUUUUGUUUUUUUUUUUUUUAAUGGAGAUGGCAACAUGAAUUGAACUGGGCCUUAUGUAUCUGUUACUAACCAUUGCAGUCACUUACAUGUACAUUCUUUUUUCCUUUUUUUUCCUUUUCUUUUUUUUACGAUAAAGUCAUCUAGCAGUCUUCAGAGCAUUAAUAUUGAACAGUCUCUGUUUAACAUAGACAUAAAAACAUGUUUACAGUACUUCUGAUAGUAUGGCAUACAUAUACAUAUAUAUAUAUACUAGAUCCUCAGUGCCUUAGUGUUUUGCGCUCUCUACUGCCAUCAUGCUGUCUGUUCUGGAGUAGCAACUAUUCUAUAGAUGAUCAGGUUUUUAACUUUCUUGUGUUUUACUUGACCAGGAUGUUGGCUGUACCACAACAUCUUUCAUCUGGAAAUAUUAAAAACAUGAAAAAUUU
Molecule: messenger RNA, 1947 nt
Organism: Lates calcarifer (barramundi perch)
Lineage: Eukaryota; Metazoa; Chordata; Actinopteri; Centropomidae
Gene: gyg1b
Product: glycogenin 1b
Exons: 8
Coding region: 143-1156 (337 amino acids)
Cellular component (GO): cytoplasm
Molecular function (GO): glycosyltransferase activity
Source: RefSeq, a predicted model, not a curated record